This is a messenger RNA of Tetrahymena thermophila SB210, 999 nucleotides long. RefSeq names its product squalene/phytoene synthase. The record is from RefSeq and is a predicted model, not a curated record. Gene Ontology annotation, molecular function: squalene synthase [NAD(P)H] activity. Gene Ontology annotation, biological process: biosynthetic process; farnesyl diphosphate metabolic process. The transcript has a single exon. NCBI's taxonomy places the organism in Eukaryota, Ciliophora, Oligohymenophorea, Hymenostomatida, Tetrahymenidae.
AUGGCUAGCGUUCAAAAAUACACCAAGAGUCCUAUGGAUAUAUUGAAAGAAACAUCACGUACAUUCUAUAUUCCUAUUGUCAAGCUUGUUCAAGGAGUCUAAGAGGCUGUUGCUUCUGCUUACUUGUGCCUCCGUGCUAUCGAUGAAAUCGAAGACCACCCCAAUAUCCCUAAUGAAGUUAAGGCUCGUAUGCUCCGUGAAGUUUCCUUAGUUUGCACUACUUAUUCCGCAGAAUCUACAGCUGAAUCUCUUACUCCUACUUAUGAUAAUGAAAAGGAAUACCGUGAUCGUCUUCCUGAAGUCUCUGCUCGUAUUGGAGAAUGGAUAAUGUACUCACCUGCUUCCAUCCGUGGUCGUAUUGUUGAUGCUACCUCUGGCAUGGCUGACAGAAUGGCUACCUGGGCUGAACGCAACUGGAAAUGCGAAACUGAAAGAGAUUUAGAUGCAUACACCUUUGCAGUAGCAGGAGCAGUUGGUUUAUUGCUUAGCGACAUCUGGGCUUGGUGGGAUGGCACUAAAACUGAUAGAGAUCUCGCUAUAGGAUUUGGUAGAGGUUUACAAAGCGUUAACAUCUUGAGAAAUAAGGACGAAGACGCUGAACGUGGAGUAACUUUCUAUCCCAAGGGCUGGACUGUUGAUGACAUGCAAGCUUAUGCUUAAAGAAAUCUUUAAUUUGCUACUAAAUACAUAAAAGACUUAAAGCCUGGCUCUCCAGCUUUGAUAUUCUGUAGAAUUCCUUACAAUUUAGCUGUAGCUACUUGCAAUACCUUAAAGAGUGGCAAGGAAAAACUUUCUCGUGAAGAAGUCGUAAAAAUUUGCGAAAAAACCGAAUUAAUUCCUACUAACAGCAAUGAUGGUGCUUCCAAGUAAAUUUCUUUGAACGAAUUAGAUAAUGAAAGCAACAGCACUACUUCCGAAGAUAAAUCUCCUAAAAACAAUUCAAGCAUCGAAAUAAAUUAAAAAGAAUUACCCUAAACCUUAGAACAAGCUGCUUAGUGA